GGGUGUACCGAUUCUCGAUCCGAUUCUCGAUCCCACCUCAGUAUAUAGUAAAUUAACGCGUUAUUGUUGUCACAUAGAAUAUAGAUAGCUUAAUCUUUCGGCUGCAAUUGAUUUGCGCUGCAUUUCUCACUCAUUUGUCAAAGCAGACAUUUAAAAAAGAAAUGACGGUUUCUUUUACAUUCUGCCUUUUACUGUCUUUGACAUACUACGCGAUUGAUAGGUCACUUGGCGCCGAUAGUGGAAAUGAAUGUUCCAGAUUUGACUUUGAUCAUAAACUGCUCGACAGUCUCGUGCGUUUGCAACAAUCGCAUGCAGCUUUGAGAGAAGAACUACAGAAUCUUAAAGCACGUACUGAGGCAGAUAAACAAGCAACAAUCGGGGGAAAUUAUGUACGUUGGGGAAGAAGUGAGUGCCCAGCAAAUGCAACGACUGUCUAUAAAGGAUAUACCGGAGGGUCACUUUACACGCACACGGGAGCGGCGUCCGAUUUCUUGUGUUUACCGGAAGUUCAGCAAUGGGAUCCCAAGACUGAAAAUAAAAAUUUGCUGAGAUUAGCUGGUGCGAAAGUCUACGGUGCUGAGUACGAAAUGAAUGGCGAUUUUGAAAAUUUCUUUGGCAAAAGCAUUCACGACCAUAAUCCGCCCUGCGCAGUGUGCGAGACGGAACGUCCAAACAUAAUGAUGAUACCGGGGAGGACCACGUGCUAUUAUGACUGGACAGUGGAAUACAUUGGUUACCUAGCUGCCGGACACGUAAGUCACCCCGCGGCAUCACAGUACAUUUGCCUCGAUGAGGAUCCGGAAGUGGUAGCGUCAGGAGGUACCAACGAGAAUGGAAAACUCCUCUACCUGGCGGAAGCAAAGUGUGGUUCCCUACCAUGUCCGCCGUUUGAUGAUGGAAGAGUUUUGUCAUGUGUCGUCUGCUCUAAAUAACAGAAACUUUAUUCGAGAAAAUGUUUAAAGGGAUUUUUCAUGAAGAUCUUACAUGUCAAGCAAACACAUUUUUUAUUUAAUGUUUUUAUUGAUUUUGACCAAACUGUACCUAUUUGAUGGAUUUUUUUCACUUUGAUAUUAUAAGAGAUAGUUUACUCUGAUAUCUAAAUUAUGCUCUGGGAAAAAUGUUGUAGGACCCCCAAAUGUAAAAAUGGCCACAUAUGUAAAAAUGGUAAUAAACGUAAAAUAAUUUUACCGUAUAUGUAAAAUCUUUCUACAAAAUGUAAAACCGAGUUGUUAUAAAUGUAAAAUCGUUGCUGGUGACAUAUGUAAUAAAAAAGCGUCAUGAAUGUGAAAACAAAAUUCUGGUCACAUAUGUAAAAUCAAUUUCCUACAAAUGUAAAACACAAUUUUCCCAGUCACCUUGUGAUUUGAUCUAUAUGAAAUAGUUACGCCUUCAUGGUCGGAGUGUUCUACAGAGUGAUAUGUGUUCUCGGAGCGUGAGGGAUAUAUACGAGUAAAAACUAUAAAUUAUAUAUAUAUAUAUAGUAGAGAAAAUUUAUACGAACUAAAUCACCAUCACCAUCACAAUAUACCAGACCAAUUACGACAAAGCGCCUAGCAGUACAAACGAACACGCACAUGCCACAGCAAGUCCACUAACCCAAUAAGAUUAGUUUCGAAGCUGCUUUAUAUACGAGCCCGAAUUGCACUACACAUUCGUACUGGUUCAAUAUUUACAUAUAUGUACUCAAAUCUCUAUUUUCAUGUCUCACAAAUCAGUAGUGACAUUUUAGUCUUUUUAACUGAUUGGGACCAGAGAAGCUAUAUUUUUUCUCUCUGAAAGUUAACUGGAUCUCGAGGAUAUAUUGAAUAUAUACAGAUAAUUUUGCAUUAAGGGAUAUAAUUAUAUUCAGAACAGUUGACUUUCCCAUACGUGAGAUCCGCUAGGAUAUAUAUGUAUAUAUGUGUGUGUGUGUGUGCGCGUGUGUGUGUAGUAAAAAACUUCCAAUUAUUUAGUGCCAUGAAAUAUUCAUGCUGUGUUUAGUUAUACAUUUUGUUAGUGUGUAUGUAGUAUUUUAAACCUAACACGUACUAUUGUUUAUACACAAUUUUAAUAUGCUUGUUUCUGUUAAAACACGCUUACGCUUAAAUGACGUCACGUUAACGUGCGAUAACGUCAAUGCUUUUGUUGCGACCAAGAAAGAGCGCUACUAUACGUUUCUAUUGUUUUCGAUAAAGGGCAUAUUAGAAUUUAAAUGAUGUAUAGAAAACUCGUGUUUUAUUUAAAUUAACGCAUUCAAAAUCGGUUAUACGUCGGUAGAAAUAUUCACUCGGGCUAUGCCCUCGUGAAAUUAUUCCACGGACGUAUAACCUCUUUUUCGUGUAUUAAUAACGUUAAAACACGUUUUGUCUAUACCUUAUUUUUUAAACAUGUUCAUUUAAUGUUAUCAUUGAUACUGAAUAUAGUAGUUUUUAUUUUUUUAAAGAUGACAUAUCUUUAACAAUGUUCUACUAUAGUUCCAACUGAAACAGUAAAUAGCGCUAAACCUUUAUGGAUUAAUAUACCUGCAGAACAUUCGUGUCAAAUAAAAGUCAUACUGAAAUGUAA
This is a messenger RNA of Mercenaria mercenaria, 2544 nucleotides long. Its product is annotated as short-chain collagen C4-like. The coding region runs from base 162 to 932 and encodes 256 amino acids. The record is from RefSeq and is a predicted model, not a curated record. Lineage: Eukaryota; Metazoa; Mollusca; Bivalvia; Venerida; Veneridae. The transcript is spliced from 3 exons.